AUGACUGCCCCACUCGCCACAAGCGCUGCGGACAUCCCAACGGCAAGUCUCGCAUGCAGUGUACCGCCGGGUGCAACGAGGGCCGACAGCCGUAAGCGCUUCCCCGAGGCACUGGCCGAAUCUCCACAGGGACCGGUACCUCGCGUUGAGGCGGUCGAUGAGCGCAAGCAGCUGAUCCGCACGCGGCUGUACCCAACUCCGCUGCGAGUUCCGGCUAGCGAAAGUGCGGAAUGGCGCUGCGAGGCUCUUGGCGCAAGCCUCACAGCUCCUGGUGUCGCGUUCACCGACUCGGUUCUCGGCGAAACCUUUCUUAACUCACUGCCUUCUCCAUGUCCCUUGCCGCGCCCCCCGACGCCUGCUUUCCUACCUGUCGCUGGCGCGCUGCCCCCGCCAUCUCUCAGCAUUGCCAAAACGGUACCGUUCUCUCUGGAGGAGCACCUUACGUGGCUCUACGCACCAGCAUCACCGACAGAGAGCCGCUCAAGCGCGACGGUACCUCCCGGCAUGGUCGCGGCAUCGUGUGGCCUUGCCCGUGCCGAGCGAGUGCGUGCCUCACGCAGUGAGAGAGAGCGCAAGCACGAAUCCAGUCGUAGUACCGUUAGUGCGACGGUAACUCAGCAUUCCGACCUUCCCAUUGCACCCGCUGACGUGCAAGAGAAGGCUGCACCCGCUCUUAUGCAGGACCAGGGGGCAGCAUCAACGGCAACCACGCUUAUCCCACCCAAUCCAUUGGCGCCGCAACACGGGGAAAUCAGCUACGAGAGCAGCUUCUCUGUUGUCACGUCGUGGGAUGCAUUGAUGGUGGCGCCACCACUACUGCGCACCACGCCCCGCAUGCCGAGUCUCUUGGCCCACGAUGUCGCCGGCGUUGGCACUACUGCUGCGCGUUUCGGUAGGUUGGCCACGCCAGUCCACGUGUGCAUGAGCGACGAUGCUACGCGUAUACCGUUCAAUGGUUCACAGGGCGAGUCGCUAAUCGGCACCUCUCCUGCAAUGGAAACAAACGAGGCGAGUCAAGGCGGGGAGGCGCGCGCUGGCGCGGAGCAGCAGAAGCCUGUCUUCCCAUCUUCGCACUGCGCCCCUUCUCCUGCUGCAGUUCCACCGAGAGUGAACUGCGAUGGACACGAGUGGUCUCGCGAAGACCUGUUGCGCCAGGUCGAGGAGGAUGGCGUGCGCACAUUUGUGAAGCACUUUACGAACGGUCUUGUGUUCGUCGACCCUCCGUGGUUCAUUUGCCCAGUGCUGCUGGACAACUGCGAGCAUCCAUACUACAUGACCUGGUUGGAUGAGCUUGAAGUUGGCUCCGUGGAAGAGGCGGUCGCAGAGGCUAAGGCAAAGCUGCUGACAGAUGCGUAA
This is a messenger RNA of Leishmania braziliensis MHOM/BR/75/M2904, 1356 nucleotides long. RefSeq lists its product as hypothetical. The record is from RefSeq and is a predicted model, not a curated record. The coding region runs from base 1 to 1356 and encodes 451 amino acids. NCBI's taxonomy places the organism in Eukaryota, Euglenozoa, Kinetoplastea, Trypanosomatida, Trypanosomatidae. The transcript has a single exon.